This is a messenger RNA of Guyanagaster necrorhizus, 1434 nucleotides long. RefSeq lists its product as uncharacterized. Lineage: Eukaryota; Fungi; Basidiomycota; Agaricomycetes; Agaricales; Physalacriaceae. The transcript has 3 exons. The record is from RefSeq and is a predicted model, not a curated record. Gene Ontology annotation, cellular component: U2-type spliceosomal complex. Gene Ontology annotation, biological process: mRNA splicing, via spliceosome. Bases 88 to 1356 code for a protein of 422 amino acids.
CCCUUCUGAGUUGAUUCUUCUUUGACGUAUUCAGGCUUGCGCUCUACCCAACCUACUUUAUAUUCAUUCAUCCAACACAUCAUCAAAAUGGGUGGUGGCGACUUGAACAUGAAGAAGUCAUGGCACCCGCUCCUGUUGAAGAAUCAGGAGCGGGUCUGGCUUGAGGAGAAGAAGGCUCUUGAAGAGAAGAAAAAGCUAGACCAACUUCGCAAAGAAAAGGAAGAAGAGCGGCAACUUCAAGAGCUGCAGCGACUUCAAGAAGAGAAAACAGGGAAGAAACGGACAGAAAAGCUUGAAUGGAUGUACACGACUCCGGCGACGGGCAGCAGUCAGAAUCCAAAUGAUCUCGAGGAUUAUCUCCUUGGGAAGAAGAGGGUGGACAAGAUCUUAACGGCAGACGACAAUGCCAAGCUUGGUGCCUCUCACAAGAACUUUAUCGCCGUCCAGAAUGCCAACAACGCUCGUGACAUUGCCGCAAAAAUCCGCGAAGACCCUCUACUUGCCAUCAAACAGCAAGAGCAAGCGGCUUAUGAAACUCUAAUGGCUAACCCUCUUCGCCUCAGGGAGAUGCAGGAGCGCAAUGGCAUCAAGCCGAAGAAAGAUAAGAAGCAGAAGAAACUGGAGAAAGAGGAAAAGAAACGAUUGAAGCUGGAGCGUAAACAGAGGCGGGACAGAUACUCUCGCUCACCGAGCCCUUUGGACGACCGCAAUAGGCCGAGGUCUCGCUCCCCAGAUCGUUAUGGUCGAUCCCAUCACUCUAAUCGUCGGAGUUCCUUUGACCGACGACCCUCACCAUUACCCUCUCGUUCUCGCUACGGUGAUCGAAGCAGCAGCGAAGAGGGACGUCAUUCACGACGCCAUACAGGCCGCAGCCCUUCACCGCCUUAUCACCACCGUCACGACAGCCCCCCUCGCGACUUGCGUCGGCGUCACCAUGACGAACCGUCCCGAGACAUCGGACGUCGGCCCACGUCUUAUGAUAGACUCGAAGAACCCGGGAAACGGGCGUGCAGUUCGAGCAGGGAGAGAUAUGACCGUCACAUUCCUGCGAAACGACCACGCACAAGUCCGCCUCCUGCCCGUUUAUCUGACAACCGUGCCACUGAAGACCGCGCGACUCGGCUGGCUGCCAUGACCGCCGAUGCCACUGUUAUGAGUAGCGAGCGGAAGGAGCGUCUGGCGCAAAUGUUGGAGAAAGAGAAGGCUGACCAUGCUGCAGAGGAGCAGGCCAGGGCCAAGUCGAAGGGCAUGGGAGGCUUCUUGAGCCAGGAAUCGAAGAAAGUGUUUGGUGGAUCCGGUGGUCUGGAGGAUAGGAUCAGAAGGGGUCGUGGCGGUAUGGUUGUUGAUGCCGAUUAAUUAAUGUCUUACGUUCUGUGGUUAUUCCAUGGUGUUUUAAGCUAUCGCUAACAUGUACAAUUUCCUCGGACUGUCGAU